AGAGCCACUGAGAGGAGGGUCGGUAACGGUGGUGUCUCAUUGAGAGGAGGAGAAAUGCACAGACUGUAGCGCAUUCCUGCAACAGGGAAAGAGGGAGAGGUGGAGGAUCUCUGCUGUUUUUCUCCUCGUUACUGUCUAUUCCUCCACCACCACCACCACCACCACCACCAACCAACAACAACAACAACAACAACAGGCAAACCACACAAAGGCAUUUCAAUGGAAUUACGCACUGAUCCUCAGCCUUGAAGCCAAUGCUGAUACAUCCCCAUCCAGGGGUUAGCGACCAGGUGCGGGCUGGCUCAGACUGGGUGACGAUACUUCUCAGGAAGGUGUGACCUGCUGGGGCUGGAAUAUGAGCUCUGAGGGCGGUGCUGCCCGAAGGCAUGGUCACCACGUUCAAAAUCGCCAUCCUGGGGGCGCGAGGCGUGGGCAAAUCUGCCAUCGUCCGCCAGUUCCUGUACAACGACUACAGCGAUCGCUACACGCCAAGCUCGGGGCGACGCGUGUACCUGCCCGCCGUGGUCAUGAAUGAACACGUGCACGAUCUCCAGAUCAUGGACUUCCCGCCCAUCCCGUCAUUCCCGGUCAACACCCUGCAGGAAUGGGCGGACGUCUGUUGCCGGGGGCUGCGGAGUGCUCACGCCUACAUCCUCGUCUACGACAUCUGCUGCUUCGACAGCUUUGAGUACGUCAAAACCAUCCGACAGCAAAUCCUGGAGACCAGGAUGAUCGGGCCGAGCGAGAUCCCCAUCAUCAUUGUGGGGAACAAGCGGGACCUGCAGCGAGGCCGGGUCCUGCCCAGGCGCAACGUGUCGGACCUGGUGAGGAAGAGCUGGAAAUGCGGGUACAUCGAGGUCUCGGCCAAGUACAACUGGCACGUCCUGCUGCUCUUCCACCAGCUGCUGAGGAGCCUGAGCUGCGGUCGCUGCAAACACGUGCACGCCGCCAUCCGCUUCCAAGGAGCUCUGCGCCCCUCCCGCUGCUCCCUCAUGUGAGCCCAGCCCCUGCUCGCGCGCACACAUGCGUGUGUGUGUGUGUGUGGGGGUGUGGGUGCGUGUUUGUGUGCGCAUUUAACGUGAAACCAGAGAACCCCCACGGUUCGAUUCCCGGGCAGGCAGAGCCAGGGCAAACCUUAGGCAAGUU
This is a messenger RNA of Callorhinchus milii (elephant shark), 1146 nucleotides long. Its product is annotated as ras-like protein family member 10B. Gene Ontology annotation, molecular function: GTP binding; GTPase activity. The transcript has 4 exons. The record is from RefSeq and is a predicted model, not a curated record. Bases 387 to 998 code for a protein of 203 amino acids. Lineage: Eukaryota; Metazoa; Chordata; Chondrichthyes; Chimaeriformes; Callorhinchidae.